AUAAAAGGCUUUGCUGGCGUGGCUGGGGAGACACCACCCCACUUCCUUGCACCACACAGGAGGGACCUGACCAAGCAUCCUUGUCCUUCAUCCCCACCUGAGGACCCCCAACCCCACCACUCAUCCAUCCUCCAGUCUGUCCUGCCUCCAUGUCUCUGGGGGGCAGAUUCCUUCUCUCCCACCUUCUACCUGCAUCUGCUAGAAUGUUCCUUCUUCUGGCAGCACUCCACAUCUUGGCUGGAGCCUGGGCACAGAGCCCGGCAGAGGAUGACCACAGGAUCAUUGGCGGCUACACGUGCGUGCCGAACUCGCAGCCGUGGCAGGUGGCGCUGCUGGCCGGCCCAGGGAUGCGCUUCUUGUGUGGAGGGUCCCUGCUAUCCAACAAGUGGGUCAUCACCGCCUCCCACUGCUCCCGCCCGAUCCUUCACGUGGCCCUGGGAAAGCACAACUUGAGACGGUGGGAGGCCACCCAGCAGAUCCGGCGUGUGGUUCGCCAGGUGCCGCACCCCCAGUACAAUCCCCGCACCCACGACAAUGACCUCAUGCUGCUGGAGCUGGAAAGGGCGGUCCCGCUGGGGAGGGCCGUGCGGCCCAUUGCACUGGCCUCCACUUGUGCCAGCCCUGGAACACCGUGCCGGGUGUCGGGCUGGGGGACCACCUCCAGCCCCAUCGCCAAUUUCCCCCCCACCCUGCGCUGUGUGAACGUCAGCAUCUUUUCGGAGCAGGCCUGCCGCCAGGCCUAUUCUGGAGCCAUCACGUCCAACAUGGUGUGCGCUGGCGUCCCCCAGGGCGGGAAGGACUCUUGUCAGGGUGACUCUGGGGGGCCCCUGGUGUGCGAGGGGCAGCUCCACGGCCUCGUGUCCUGGGGGAUGGAGCGCUGUGCCAUGCGUGGGUACCCCGGAGUCUACACCAACCUGUGCAGGCACCUCGGCUGGAUCCAGAGCAUCAUUCAGCGCCCCUGAUCCCCCAAGCGACUGCUUGUCAGUGGUCCCUCUGUGUCCUCAGACCCAGGGGUCCAGGCCUAGCCUCCCCCCCUCAGACCAGGAACCCCCACUUCCACGAUCCUGACUUUCACUUCUGGCUGCUGUGCCCCACCCCAUCCCAGUCUGGGAAGCAAUGGCUUAGGUUUUCUCUCUGCACCUCAAAUAUCACUGUCAUGUUUCAAGACCCCCCCUUUGGGCUCUGAAGCAGCCACACAAAUGCUCCAAAGAAGACACUUUUCAAAAUCUUCCAUGUGUCUAAAAUUGAAAUAAAUGCUAAC
This is a messenger RNA of Perognathus longimembris pacificus (Pacific pocket mouse), 1261 nucleotides long. It is a transcript of the gene Klk14, whose product is annotated as kallikrein related peptidase 14. The coding region runs from base 150 to 962 and encodes 270 amino acids. The record is from RefSeq and is a predicted model, not a curated record. The transcript has 5 exons. Lineage: Eukaryota; Metazoa; Chordata; Mammalia; Rodentia; Heteromyidae. Gene Ontology annotation, biological process: seminal clot liquefaction; epidermis morphogenesis; proteolysis. Gene Ontology annotation, molecular function: serine-type endopeptidase activity.